AUGUUGUACAAUGUAAGAGAGAAGGUGGCAUUGAGGACGAACGACACUCAGGCUUCAGCCUUGAGUGACUCUGUGACUGGCGAUGCCAUCACUUACCUGCAGGCUGCCAGACGAGAGGUACAGCUUGACGGGGCAGGGCAGAAGAAAUUAAUCAUCCGCUCCAAGAUCAUCACAUACAUAAGAAGUUUCUUGGAUGAGUUGGGAUUCUUAGAGAUUGAAACUCCCAUGAUGAACGUCAUCCCCGGGGGAGCAGUGGCCAAGCCUUUCAUCACCUACCACAAUGAGCUCGACAUGAAUUUAUACAUGAGAAUUUCUCCAGAACUCUACCAUAAGAUGCUGGUAGUUGGUGGCCUAGACCGGGUUUAUGAAAUCGGACGUCAGUUCCGGAACGAAGGAAUUGACCUGACUCACAACCCCGAGUUCACCACUUGUGAAUUCUACAUGGCCUACUCCGACUAUCAUGAUCUCAUGGAAAUCACAGAGAAGAUGGUUUCAGGGAUGGUGAAGCAUAUCACCGAUAGUUACAAGGUCACUUACCAUCCAGAGGGCCCAGAGGGUCCAGCCUAUGAGAUUGACUUCAGCCCACCCUUCCGAAGGAUCAGCAUGGUGGAUGAGCUGGAGAGAGCCCUGGGGGUCAAGCUGCCAGAAAGGAACCGCUUUAAGACAGAAGAAACUCGCAAAAUCCUUGAUGAUAUCUGCAUAGCUAAAAGUGUUGAAUGCCCCCCCCCUCGGACCACAGCCAGGCUCCUUGAUAAGCUUGUUGGUGAUUUCCUGGAAGUGACUUGCAUCAAUCCCACGUUCAUCUGUGACCACCCUCAGAUAAUGAGCCCUUUGGCCAAAUGGCACCGCUCUAAAGAGGGUCUGACGGAGCGCUUUGAGCUCUUUGUCAUGAAGAAGGAAAUAUGUAAUGCCUACACUGAGCUGAACGACCCUGUGCGGCAGCGGCAGCUCUUUGAAGAACAGGCCAAGGCCAAGGCUGCUGGUGAUGAUGAGGCCAUGUUCAUAGACGAGAACUUCUGUACUGCUCUGGAAUACGGCCUUCCUCCAACAGCUGGCUGGGGCAUGGGCAUCGACCGUGUCACCAUGUUCCUCACAGACUCCAAUAACAUUAAGGAAGUGCUUCUGUUUCCUGCCAUGAAACCCGAAGACAAGAAGGAGAACGUAGUCACUGGCGAGCCCCAGGCAAGCACCACUGUUGGCACUUCUGUCUAG
Messenger RNA from Chrysochloris asiatica (Cape golden mole), 1212 nucleotides. Its product is annotated as lysine--tRNA ligase-like. The record is from RefSeq and is a predicted model, not a curated record. Gene Ontology annotation, cellular component: nucleus; aminoacyl-tRNA synthetase multienzyme complex; mitochondrion. The coding region runs from base 1 to 1212 and encodes 403 amino acids. The transcript has 2 exons. Gene Ontology annotation, biological process: diadenosine tetraphosphate biosynthetic process; lysyl-tRNA aminoacylation; basophil activation involved in immune response. Lineage: Eukaryota; Metazoa; Chordata; Mammalia; Afrosoricida; Chrysochloridae. Gene Ontology annotation, molecular function: lysine-tRNA ligase activity; tRNA binding; ATP binding.